GAGAAACUCUGUCAGGCAAAUGAAUCUAACAACACUUCAGAAUCUGAAAAGUGUGAAAAAACAGAACAAAACACACAACAGUCCUUUGUAUUCGGGCAAAACCUAAGAGACCGAGUGAAGCUAGGAAAUGAAAAUGACGAAUCUGUCGACGCGCAGAAUGCCUGGCUCCCCAGCUCUGAAACACCAUCUGCGACAAACUACUUCCUGCAGUACAUCAGCUCCAGCAUAGAAAACUCUACGCACAACACGGAUGCUUCCAGCAACAAGUUUGUGUUUGGGCAGAACAUGAGUGAGAGGGUGUUGAGUCCACCCAAAUCCAAUGACACUGGUACAGACAGUAACAAGGAGAACGCAGCUGGUGAUUCUGGAUCAGAAUCGUCCUCGCAGGAAGCAACUCCUGAGAAAGCCAAUAACAUUUCAGAGUCCUUGGCUGAGUCUGCCGCUGCCUACACAAAGGCAACAGCCAGGAAGUGUCUCCUGGAGAAGGUGGAGGUGAUCACCGGGGAAGAAGCAGAGAGCAAUGUCCUGCAGAUUCAAUGCAAAUUGUUUGUCUUUGACAAGAUAUCUCAGUCGUGGGUGGAAAGAGGCCGGGGGCUUCUGAGGCUGAAUGACAUGGCUUCCACAGACGACGGGACACUGCAGUCACGCCUAGUCAUGAGAACGCAGGGCAGCCUGCGAUUAAUCCUGAACACCAAGCUGUGGGCUCAGAUGCAGAUCGACAAAGCCAGCGAAAAGAGCAUCCGGAUCACUGCCAUGGACACGGAGGACCAAGGAGUCAAAGUGUUCCUCAUAUCGGCAAGCUCCAAAGACACGGGACAGCUGUAUGCAGCAUUACACCAUCGGAUCCUGGCCUUGCGGAGUCAUGUGGAACAAGAACAGGAAGCCAAAAAUACUGCGCCAGAACCGGAAGUGACCCAAUCGAACGAGGAAGACAGUGAUGAUGAUGGUCUUGCACCAUCAGGAUCACCCGGAAGUGGUCCCACUGAUGAAGUGGAGGGCCAGACGCCCAGCAGCACAUAGCGGCCGUCUGCCCAGCUCUGCUGGCAAGACCUGCUGCCGUUUCCGCCGCCACCACAAACACCUUCCGGCAGCAGCAGCAGCCCCCUCCGAGCAGACUCUCCCUCUUGGAUUGCAGCAGCAACCAUGGAGGCAGGCUCUGAGAUUUAAGAACUCUGCAUCCCAUUCUGGGUUUUGUUUUUGUUUUCCUUUUUUCUCUCCCCCCCCCCUUUUUUUUUUUUUUUGGUGUGUUGGACUUUUGGGGAGGGCAGGGGUUGGAUCAGUUGAUUCCAUAUUAAAUAACAGCAAAACGAAACAACAGCAGACUUUGGACAAAACUGGCUGAAUGUGACACUUUUGGACACUUAAAAUGCUCAUCAUAUUGAUGAGCAAGGGGGAGGGAUGCCAUUUUCUUCCCUUGCCCCCCCUACACACACACACACACACACACACAAGAGCGCUUACUCGCCCUCUUUGUCCCCCUCAGACCUUCCCUCUUGAUCCACAGGCCACCUUCCCACCUUGGACUUGCUCUGCCCAUCUUGUCUUGGACUAUUCUCUCCUCCAUCCCCGGUUCCCCAUCCUCCAAGGUUCCAAUCCUGCAGGAAAGCCAGAUUUCGGCCAGAAGACGCUAGUUUUUGAAUGCUUUCUCAAAGAUCCUUGCAGAUGUCUGUGUCGCGCACUUCCCUCAACAUCCGUCUUCUGCCUCCUUGUCGUUUCCAUUUCUCUGAGAGGUGUCAAAACCAACCCUGGCUGCCUUGUGCCUGGAGAGAAAAGCAGUUGGCACAGUUUUUUGGAGGGAAAGACUAACGUGGGGAGCGAUUAAAGACUUUAACCUGGGGAAGGGACAGAGGGAGGCAUUCUCCCUAACAACCUUCCCUGUUUCCCCUCUGGUUUGUAGUUGUCGUUACCGUUCUUGUUCUUGUUUGGCGCUAACCUCUUGCCUUUGUAAAAAAAAAAAAAAAAGAACAGUAGAAAACCUUAGUUUUGAAGGACUUCUUGUGUGUCAAGCAACUUGGGGCCCCUCCUUUGCUUUUUGUACUGUGGAAGGGAGAGCAAAGCCACUAUGUGUACACAAACACACACACACACACAUAUGAUCACAUACAUAUAUAUAUAUAUAUAUAGAGAGAGAGAGAGAGAGAGAUACAGACACACACACACACAUGUGUGUGUGUGUAGCAGGUGUUAAUGUACCAGGUUGUGUUUUUGUCCCCUCCUAGUAACCUUUCUGUUUCCCUCUGGCCUUGCCUAGCUGCUGGAGUGGAAACUUUUUGAGGAGGUGGCUGUUCCCUUUCUUGGAGAAUGGGGUGUGUGUGUGUGUGGAUUUGUGUUGCUUUGGCAUCUUGGGCCAGCUGCUGAAAUACUAGUCCUUGGCCACGGUGCGGCUUCCUCAGAGGAGCCCAGAGCCUCGGCUUCUGCCAAACCCUUCCCUGAGCAGAGCUCCCAGCCAUCAGCUGCAGUGUUUCAAUAUUUUUGAUAAAAAACCAAUCUGUCCAAAGUGCCCGGGGGAGGGAGAGGGAGAGGGGUGGGGCUGGGGAAUGGGGAGAAACCUUUUCCAAAUUGUUUGCAGGAGGCUUUGGUGUACAGAGCCUUGUUGCCAGCCUUAAUCUGGAUUGUGACAAAUGACAGAGGCAGCAAGCGACACCUUGGCACAAAUGCACUCAUGGGACUAGAGGACCCUUGUUGUGUGCACACUUCCAUGUCCAUCUCAGCAUCCCCAAAGGGAGGCAUGAUUUCAGCCUGGCAUGGUGACUUGUGGGGUUAGGCUUGGUCUCCUGGAUUCUUCUGUGCAAAAUGGGCUCCAUUUGGAAUGACAGCUGUUUAUUUUGCUUGGGUUAUUUCCUUUUGCCUGUGCAGAAGCAAUGCCUGCAAACCUCCUUCCCAGGCUACCUUGGCCUUAGGAGGUUUUGUGUUUUGUGACUUCCCUUUCUGUGGCAUAAAAGGAGGGUGUGAUUGUGUAAAAGCCCAAAUAGAUUAAGACUCGCUUAAGAAGCAUGUUGGGGGGGGGGGUUCUCCAUGGUCAUAUACCAACUAUAAAGAAGGAAAGCGUGUAUCGUUUCAGGUCACUUAGCUUGAGGUUGAUUCCAAAUGUCUUGUGCUGUCAGGUUCAGGUGCUGUUGGACUUCAGUUCCAUGCAUUCCUAAGCCUUGGCUGCUUUGGCCAGGGGGAGAAGGGCCAGGGAGACUCUUAUCCCUCAGGUAUCAACAUUCUCGGCUCUGGGGAGAGACAGAAGAGGGCAGUUCCUUGGCCCCUGGGUCUGGGCAUGUGCUCUUUCCAGGAUUUGGAUUGAAAGGCUUUCCUGACCCUUGAACCUAGAAAGAAAGACACUAAAUGCAAGCAAUAUUGUUCUCCAUCUGGUUGGAAAGACAGUCCCCAGUAUUGCUGGGAAGGGGUGGGGAUCUGAAUUCAAUUUAUUUUUGCAGGACAAACUCUUUUUAAACCAAUUGACCCAUGGCUGGAAUGUCCUUGUGAGCACAAAAAGAGAGAUUGUUAAAAUGAGACGAUUCUGGCAGAGACGGUAUGUAUUGGCAGGGAUGCGGGAGGUGUUUUUUUGCUUAUCUUGGGUUAUCUGGAGCCCAGCAAGGCUUCCUUUUGGGGCAGGUGAAGAAAGAUGUGUGGGGCUAUGCAUGGAUGAUAGGCGAAAAUGGGGACUGAGAAGCAACGGGGCCAAAAACCAGCUGAUUUCUCUUGUUCAUGUUCAAUGGAAUGUUUAAAUGGAUUUCCCAAAAGUUCAUUCUUUUCUUUCAAAAACAAUAAAGCAGCUGUAAAGUCGAAGGCUUUCAUGGUCAGCAUCCAUAGUUUUUUGUGGAUUUUUGGUCUCUGUGGCCAUGUUCCAGAAAGUUUCUUCCUGAUGUUUUGCCAGCAUCUGUGGCUGGCAUCUUCACAGAUGCUGGUGAAAUGUCAGGAAGAAACUUUUCUGGAACAUGUCCACAUAGCCCGAAAAAACCACAAAAAACCAGUAAAGUAGCUAUUUAUGGCAGCUAUUUGUGGGUUGGACUUCAGACAGCUCACCAACGGCAAAGAGGAGUUUCUGCAUUUUCUUUUUUACUAGAUCAGCCACAUUCUCUGGUCUUCACCCCCACAAAACUCUCCGGAAAACUUCCAUUCAUGGCGCUUUCCAUGUGUUGUGUGUGUGUUGAUGGCCGGCUGGGCCAGAAACAGACUUCUAAUAAUAUUUUUCUUUUCUGCUUCAAACCGUUAGUCAACUAGUGACAAGUCAGACCGACAAAAAGAACCAGACAAAGCCUGUGUGUUUGGAAGAUUUCUGUACAAUUGUCAUAUCAGAUGUAUUUGGGAAUUACAUUAAAAAAAAGAACUUGUAACAAAAA
Molecule: messenger RNA, 4328 nt
Organism: Sceloporus undulatus (fence lizard)
Lineage: Eukaryota; Metazoa; Chordata; Lepidosauria; Squamata; Phrynosomatidae
Gene: RANBP3
Product: RAN binding protein 3
Exons: 9
Biological process (GO): protein export from nucleus
Cellular component (GO): nuclear pore; cytoplasm
Molecular function (GO): GTPase activator activity
Source: RefSeq, a predicted model, not a curated record